This is a messenger RNA of Brachypodium distachyon (stiff brome), 2664 nucleotides long. RefSeq lists its product as uncharacterized. Lineage: Eukaryota; Viridiplantae; Streptophyta; Magnoliopsida; Poales; Poaceae. The transcript is spliced from 13 exons. Gene Ontology annotation, molecular function: DNA helicase activity. The coding region runs from base 1 to 2664 and encodes 887 amino acids. Gene Ontology annotation, biological process: telomere maintenance; DNA repair. The record is from RefSeq and is a predicted model, not a curated record.
AUGGACGUCAUCUACUUCCCCGUGGCCUCCUACACCUUCCGCAUCUUCCUCAAGCCCUGCGACAACUUCGUUGCCAAGUUUGCCAUCACCCGUCGAACUCUGAAUGAGGUUGACAACAGGUUAAAGGCCAUUGUGUCGGGUGGUGAUUUUGAAGGUGGUGUGCUUGAUGCUUCUAUUGCUGAUGGGUUGAAGUGCAUGCUUGAUGACUGUAAUCCUUUGGUCCAGAAAUUUCGGGCCGCUAGGGAUCGCCUUGCUGAGCAUGGUGAUGAGCGUGUGGGCAUAAGGAUUAUAGAUUUCCAGUUAGGGAUACUGCACAAUGGUAUUGAGGACUCAUGUGAUGAGGGUCGAACAAUGGUUGAUGGUUUUGCUUGUGUUGAGGAGGGUAGGCUGAACUAUAUAGCUGAGCACCAGGAGGAUUUUAGGUGUGAUCACUUGCAAGGAGUUACUGAUGCGGCUAGCGCAGGACAAACUGAUGGUAGCAGUGUCGCUUUGGAGAGUGUUGAGUUUCGGAAGCGUGGCCUCCCCCAUGCUCACAUGUUAGUUUGGCUUGACGGAAAAUCUGUUGAAGGGGUUACUAAUCUGGCCGAUCAUCAUAUAUCGGCAGAGAUCCCUGACAUUGCUGUUGAUCCGCUCGGGUAUGCCCUUGUGGCAGAGUUCAUGAUGCAUGGGUGUGUUCAGUUUGAUAAUCGACUUGUUGUGCCCUACAAUAUGACCUUGCUUAAGCGAUACCAAGCACAUAUCAAUGUUGAGUGGUGCACCCGGAGUGAGGUUCUGAAGUACCUUUUCAAGUAUGUUACCAAGGGCACAGACCGUGCUAAUGUGGUGUUCAGAAGGCACCGUCCUCCUGUUGAGCGUCUUGCUUGCCAUUUGCCUAAUAUGAACACCGUUCUCUUCAAACCCACCACUAAUUUGACAUCGAUGGUUUCAACUUCGUACUUCCAGCAAACCACCUUGACUGGUUGGUUUGCUGCGAAUAGUGUGCAUGUGGAGGCCAUGGAUUUAACAUACCGUGAUUUUCCUACAAAAUGGCGUUGUGUUAGUUCGUCGCGGGCGUUGGAGAAGAGGAAAUCUAGUGAUAGUAUAGGUCGUAUGUAUUAUGUGCCUCCAAGUGCUGGUGAAUGCUAUUACUUGCGGAUGCUUCUUAUGUAUGUUAAGGGUGCGCAUUCAUAUGAUGAUGUUAGAACAUUUGAUGGUGUUGUUCAUGAUACAUUCAAAGAGGCGUGUGCCGCAAGAGGUUUGUUGGGUGAUGAUGAAGAGUGGAGGAAAUCUUUUGAUGAAGCCGUGUCAUGGGGCAUGGGGUAUCAGCUUAGGGCUCUGUUUGUUUUGAUGUUUAUAUAUUGCGGGAUUGGUGACGAGCGUGCAUUCUUUGAUAGAUAUUGGAGAGUGAUGAGUGAUGAUAUUCUAUAUGGGACACGUAGAAAUCUGAAUAAUCCUUUGUAUAUUGUUCCUGAUGAAACUUUGAUAAACCUUUUGCUGAAGGAGCUGCAUGAUUUGUUUGGUAAAAAUGGUGUUAGUGCUAGCAAUUACAAUCUUCCUGCCAUGACUAGUGAGAAUGGUGGCACUGGAAAAACGUUCUUGUGGAAUGUGGUGGUGAGCCACCUGCGUUCACAACAUGUUGAUGAAACUACUGUGUGUGAUAUAAAGCGUGACACAAUGUUGGCUGGACUUAUAAAAUCUGAUGUGCUUAUUAUUUGGGAUGAGGCCCUUAUGACCCAUCGGCGGUGUUUUGAAGCGUUGGAUAGAUCGCUUCGUGAUGUCCUGUCUGAAGAGGAUCCUACAAUGUCGGCCAAUCCCUUUGGUGGAAAGGUUGUUGUCCUGGGAGGUGAUUUAAGGCAGAUUCUUCCUGUUGUUGAGGGUGGGCUUAGAUCAAAGAUAGUUAACGAUGCUAUAACAAGUUCCCCUUUGUGGCAUCAUGCAAAGGUCUUAGAAUUGCGUACGAACAUGCGGCUUAGAGCGUCUUCGAAUGAUCCUGCCUCUCAGGCUGAACUUGCUGAGUUUAGUGCCUGGGUUCUAGCUAUUGGUGACGAUGUUGUUUACGUUGACUUCCUUGCUUCGUUUGAUGAUGCUUCCUAUUUAUGUGCUAGAGCCAUACUUGCUCCAAUUAAUGAGGUUGCUUUUCUUAAAGAAUUUCAAGUUUUCAAUGACAAGGCCAGCGCCAUUAUCCGUGUUUGUUCUAAGCUUGCUAAGAUGAUCAAGAGGUCAAUCUGGCCUGGCCAGAAACUUGCUGUUGGCAAAUGUGAAUAUAAAAACAUCAUUGAAGCUAGUUUGGGAAUUCCCUGCCUGUUUAAUGAAGCUGUGCUGGAAGUAAUGUGGGGCUUGAAGUAUCUCAUCAAGGUUUUAGUGCCUGGUGAAGAAGUAGAACUGACUAAUGAGGACCGCUUCCAGAUGUGUCAAGGACUGAAAUUAGUCCACAAUCUUUAUGGCUUUGAGGUUGAAUCCAAAAUGGUUAAUUCAGACAUCAUUGGUAUGGCAUGUAUCGUGUAUGAGAGUGGUCGUUGUGUGGAUAAACGGGCUUCAUACUUGGAUCAUGGUAGGGCGAAGCUUUCAGAGGUAUCAACAAUUGACUCUACGAAUUGGGAUGAACUGAAACUUGCAACUCCUCUCAAGUUAAUUUGUUAUCCUGAAGAGCAAGUUGAAACCGGUGAUUCUGGAGGUAAAUUGUAA